This is a messenger RNA of Aspergillus campestris IBT 28561, 2796 nucleotides long. RefSeq names its product RNA-processing protein PTA1. Bases 364 to 2616 code for a protein of 750 amino acids. NCBI's taxonomy places the organism in Eukaryota, Fungi, Ascomycota, Eurotiomycetes, Eurotiales, Aspergillaceae. Gene Ontology annotation, cellular component: mRNA cleavage and polyadenylation specificity factor complex. The record is from RefSeq and is a predicted model, not a curated record. The transcript is spliced from 8 exons.
CUCAUCCUGAUCCAAUCCCAUCCCUGUCGAAUGGUCGGACGUCAUCUCAUCUUCUUUGAUCUAUUCCUUGGAUAUCCGACUUCCCUUCUCGGUAACAACUGUUGAUAUCCUCCCUCCGACCCUCCUCUCCUACCUCCCAUCUGUCUCGACUCUCGCGUGACUCGUUCUAUACCGUGGCGCCUAGCUCAACCUCCACCAAUUGUCGCGUCAUUUCUCGUCUGACGGAAUCCGCCUCAUUUUUUCCAGCUGUUCGACGUAGACUUUGACUCUCUCUUCACUUAGUUCGUUCGAAACCGUCGAUCGGUCUAAGAACCUAGAUUUUCCCUCUCCGUGGCCGGCUCCCGCACCCGCAUCGGAGCCGCCAUGGCUCAACCGUCCGACCAACUCGCCGGACAAAUCUCCCAGCUCAAUGCCGCCCGUAAUCUUGUCUUAGGCGAUGCCGCCUUCUACCCCCAGAUCAUCAACGGCGUCCUCCCGAUCAUCGGCGCGCGCGCACACGUGGACCUGCGACGAUGGGGCUCCGACUUCCUCGCCGAGACCUUCGCCAGCCCGGCGCUAGGAUCUUCACAAAAGGAACAGCUAGCUGCGGACUCGCUGAAGUCGAUCCGGGAGACGCUGGAGCUUCCGGAAACUGAUCAAUUGGUAUUGCGCAAUCUCGUGGAGGCUGCGGCCAGCUUGUACCCGCUGGUUUUUAGACGCAUCAUCAAUCGCCCAAAUGAUUCAAGCGUCUGGGAGCAUAUGACGGCCAUUAAGCAAGAUAUCCUGCGGAGAUGGGAUGACUUUCCAUUUGCGGUCAAAUUGUGCUGCAUCAAAUUCGUACAGCGCGUGGUGCAGGUGCAGACCCACGGCUCGAUAGCGGACCCCCGACGCCCCGACCAAAACGAAACCUCCCUGGCCAUUGUACCCCGAAACCACCCCAUACUUUCGCUCCCGAACCUCGAGGCCGAGGCCUCGGGCCUGCUGGACCGGCUCUUGUCCGUGUUCCAAGAAGAGGACUGUGAUCCUCUCCUCGUCAAUGCCACCUUGAACUGCUUGGCCGUUCUCGUCCGAAACCGACAGUCCGUCGGAAACAAGAUCAUCAACGCGGUGAUCAGUUUCUUCCCCGCGAAACAAGUGCGCUCUCCGAUAACGCCCACGAUACGUGUUGGAGUCAAGUCUAUGGAACGGACAGCGAAGGCCCUGAUGAUCAAUAUCUUGAAGAGGAACCCCAACCAUCCCCUCACCGCAAAGAUGCAGCACUAUGUCGAGCGAUUGAUGCAAUCGCGCCUAGAGCCAGUCGACGACUCGAAUCGGAAGCGUGGUUUACCGUCGGAGCCAACGGAUGGACUGGACAAUGCCAAACGGUUAAGGCUUGAAGCCGAGACGCCGUUGAUCAAGGUCCCUCCUCUUCCGGCGGGACCCAUCAGCUUCCAGCAGCUCUACACGCUGACCGAGGACGCGGGGCUGUCGUCUUUUGACGUAAAACAGCUUCCUGCCGACCUUCUGGUCAAGAUCCUGGUCCCCGUCCUCACUCGUGUUGACCAGUCCGCAUUAAACCAGGCUGUCGAUGCCAUCCGAAUGCGCUAUAGGUCCCUUCCGAAACCGCAAGUACCCUCACCCGCUGCGGAAGAAGAGGACGACGACUAUGAGCCCGAGUACGAGCCGAUGGAUCUUCCUGUGCCAGAACCAGGACAGGGCGACGCCGUGUCGGCCGAUGUUGCCGAUCUGGAGCCGGACUUGGUAUCAUUAGGACCGUUUGUUCUGCCUCAGCCUCCCCCGCUGAGCGAAGAGGAGGCCGCGGAGACGGGCCGGGGUGCGGUUGCCCGAGUGUUCGGCAUGUUAGGGACAACGGACGCAGCGCCGACACCCGCCAAGGGCAAAAACCAACAACACCUAGGCUUUUCCCGACUAGCAGGGAGCACAUUCGACCGGGAUGCGUGGGUGACGUUGCUGACGCGGCUUGCAACGCGAGCCCCGGCAGGCCUCGAGACAGCAGACAAGAAAGCCGGGACGGAUGGCUCGCGAAAAGCCCCGGCGAUCUCGGACUCCAUCCGCGAAACCCUCUACCGGUACAUUUUAGAGGACUUCCGAGCCCGGGUCAACGUCGGGAUCAUGUGGCUGAACGAGGAGUGGUACAACGACCGGAUCCAGAUGAAGUUCACAGCGUCCCAGCGAAGCGAGGACGACGAAGAGACGACGGUCCCUCUGCACUACGACCAGUGGGCGCUUCGGCUGCUCGACGGAUUCCUGCCGUAUCUGGAUUCGAGAGAUACCAAGAUCUUCAUCCGGUUCCUCAGCGAGAUUCCGGAGAUCACGAUUCCCAUCACGCAACGGGUGGCUAGUCUAGCCAAGGACCCGGAGCGAGUCAAUCUUUGUGUUCAGUCAUUCUUGUAUCUAAUCAUGUACCGACCACCGGCCCGAGAAAUCUGUCUCAACGCAGUAGAAGACGUCUAUCGCACAUACGAGGAAUCUCGACCCGUCGCAGGGAAGGUUCUCGCGCGGUGGCGGCCCCAAAAAGCAGACCCUCCGAAUCAAUCACCAUCCCAAUCCCAACCUUUGGCCUCGCGGCCUGCGAAGUCGGAGCCCGAGUCGGGGGUAAAUACGGCCGCUGGGGAAUCUUCUGUUUCGGCGUCAUAGUUGUUAUUCAAGAGGGGGGAGAGAUAAGCAGAUGUCAGUCUGCAGUUGUUGUUAUUGCACCGAUGAUACCUGUACUUUAUAAAGCAGUCGAUUUACGCAUAUCCAUUUUGCAGGGUGGGAUCUGCAUUGAAUUAAUAUAGCAUGCAUGUUAUGCAAGAGCAUAUAUUCUGCAUACGUGGC